CUACAAAAACGUCUGUCUGGGCGGUGACAAGUGACAGCUGGCUCACUAUUCUUGAUAACGGAUUGAUAAAUGACAAGGUUCAGCGAAUUAAAAAACGAUUCCUGCUCCGCUGUUGUCACUAUAAUUUCGUCGUAGACUUCUCACAUCUCAGUAUCUCACUUAUUGUCUUUUAAUCUUUACUCUUUUCUAUGUUUAUUGUUUAAAUAUUUUAUAUUAUUACAAAUUUUUAUUCUUUAGUUUUUUGAUACUUAAUAGUUUAUAUACAAAAAAAGCUAAUAUAAUAAUAUAAUAUCAAUUCAGUACACAGACACCGUGAACACUUACAAAAAUUCCACAAUCUAUAAUAACUAAUUUUUUUUGUUAUACACGCACUGAACAUCACGGUCAACAAAAUGUUUAAAUCGAAUUUUGAAAAACUACUUGAUAAAGUUACCAGCAAUUUGUUAUUAGAAGCGGAUUGGCCUACGACAUUAGAAAUAUGUGACACAAUACGACAGAAAGAUGUCCAACCAAAAUUUGCACUCAAUGCCAUUAAGAAAAAACUAAUUAGUCCAAAUCCUCACACAGCUAUGUACAGUUUAUUGGUUUUAGAAUGUUGUGUUAAAAAUUGUGGUCAAUUAGUACAUGAUGAAGUUGGCACUAAACCUUUUAUGGAACAAAUAAGAGAAACUAUAAAAACUACUCCACAUGAAAAUGUUAAAAACAAAUUACUUGAACUAUUACAGACUUGGGCGUUUGCUUUCCGAGCUAUUCCCAAAUAUUGUGCCGUUCAGGUAACUAUAUUUUCUUGACUAUUAAAAAAUAAC
Molecule: messenger RNA, 806 nt
Organism: Acyrthosiphon pisum (pea aphid)
Lineage: Eukaryota; Metazoa; Arthropoda; Insecta; Hemiptera; Aphididae
Product: hepatocyte growth factor-regulated tyrosine kinase substrate
Exons: 4
Coding region: 393-791 (132 amino acids)
Biological process (GO): receptor internalization; endocytic recycling
Cellular component (GO): early endosome
Molecular function (GO): phosphatidylinositol binding; ubiquitin binding
Source: RefSeq, a predicted model, not a curated record